GCUGGAGACAAAGUAGCAUCGCCUUGCCCGUCGCCAGGUUCAGGCUCCGAGGAUCGACUCGUCUGUGUCGACGCUUUCGUCGAAACUGCCCUGGUGGGAGUUCACGCCGUGCUGGUUACCUAAAUGCGGCACGACGCCAAAAUGAUGCCCACGUUCCUGACCGUUUAUCUCAGUAACAACGACCAACAUUUUACUGAGGUUCCUGUUACCACCGAUACACUCUGCCGGGAUGUGGUAGAUUUGUGCAAGGAACCAGGAGAAACGGACUGCCACCUGUCUGAGAUGUGGCGAGGAUCUGAGCGAGCUGUGGGUGACGGUGAGAGGAUGUUAGAUGUACUCCAAAGAUGGGGACAGCACAGGGGCGAGGUGCGCUUUUUUCUACGUCACAACCGAGCUCCUAACAGAGAAUCAGGAGGCUCAAGAGGCUCAGAUUCAAAGCGGAAUGGAGUGAGAGCCCCCUCAGACAAGAAAAUGGAGAAUGGGGUGGCGACACCUCGGAUGGACAUGACAUUGGCUGAGUUACAAGAGAUGGCUGCCAGGCAGCAGCAACAGAUAGAAGCUCAACAACAAGUUCUCGCCUCUAAGGAGCAGCGACUGCGGUACCUGAAGCAACAAGAGCAGCGUCAGCAGCAGCAGGCAGCAGAGCAGGAGAAGCUCCAACGCCUCCGAGAAAACAUUGAGAACCAGGAAUCCCGACUCAAGAAGGUCAGGGCCCUCAAGGGCCAGGUGGAGCAGAAACGUGUCAGCAAUGGCAAACUGGUGGAAGAAAUUGAGCAAAUGAACAACCUGUUCCAGCAGAAGCAAAGAGAACUGGUGAUGGCUGCGUCCAGAGUGGAGGAGCUCAGUCGACAGCUGGAGUUGCUCAAAAAUAGCAAAAUGGAGAACAACCGCGACAACCAAAGCUCACUAGCAGAACUAGAUCGCCUCUAUAAAGAGCUACAGGUGAGAAAUAAGCUUAACCAAGAUCAGAAUUCGAAGCUGCAGCAGCAGAGGGAGAGUCUGAACAAACGCAACCUGGAGGUGGCUGCGAUGGACAAACGAAUCAGUGAGCUUCGAGACAGGCUUUGGAAGAAGAAGGCAGCCCUUCAACAGAAAGAAAACUUGCCCAAUGGCUAUCCUGCUAAAGAGAGGGCUUCAAAAGACACUCAUCGUCAGCUGCCUUCUGAUGGCCAAACCGGGCAGCAGUCGGGUCCAUCUCGUGUGGCAGCAGUCGGCCCUUACAUCCAGUCAUCCACCAUGCCCAGAGGUCAAGUUAGACAUGAUCUACUUGUAAAACCAGUGUAUUCAGACAGCACUUCCCCUCUUGCAGGCAACGAGCCCCAGAGCAAAGCUGGGACAGGGUCUCAGUCUGGAAAACUGGCAGAUUGGAGCGCUUCAAAUCAGGAUUCAAACACCAACGGUUAUGGCCAAGCUUCAACACUGCCACGAAUGACCUCUCACUCCAGCUCGAACACUGAGUUAGAUGAGUCUGAACUGAAGAGGGACAGGAAGAUGCGUCCUUUGUCCAUGUUUGAGCCCACUGAGCCCCCUCCAGCCUCCCUUCGCAAAAACCAGAGCAGUGAUGACCUGGUCAGAGACGCUCAGUCUGCACCUAAGGCUCAAGUUAAGGUUCCACCCCCUGUCCCCACCAAACCAAAAGGCCCUUCUGCUGUUCCCUACAGCAAGCCAGGCCUCAACACAGGCACCUUCCCUAAGACCAAGCCCCACAGCCAGCAGUCCCAGACGGCUCAGGGCCACAGCCCUCUUCCACCCUCACAAAGCCAAACACUCCCAUUACCCUCUAAGCAGGACACUCCACCAGCAGCUACGGUGAGACCCUUCACCCCAGAACUCCCAUCCUCCAAAGACGGCAGUUUGACUAAACCACAAACUGUAGCAGCCAGUUCUAUUUACUCCAUGUACACGAAGCAGCCUGGAUCGGGAAAACCCUUCCAGUCCGGCAUUCAAGGAGCUCUCAGCCGGUCACAAAUCCGCCCUAAUGGAUUCAUCAGUGUAUAUGGUAAACCAGUGAUUCCAAGUGGAGGCCUUCAGCAUCCCGAGAAUCCGUACCUGGAGCGCCGCUCGCCUGCCCUGGAAAAUGAAGUUGAUAUCACUGGAACCAGUAACGUGGGUCCCGGCCCUUCUGAAGGCCUCCAGCAAGAAACGGAACGCAUCCCCCGUCCACUCAGCCCCACCAAGCUUCUUCCCUUCAUUUCUAACCCCUACAGACAGAGUGACAGUGACUUGGAAGCCCUCAGGAAGAAGCUCUACAACGCCCCACGGCCCCUGAAGAAACGCAGCUCUAUCACUGAACCAGAGGGUCCAGCGGGGCCCAACAUUCAGAAACUCCUCUAUCAAAAGACCACUCUGGCAGCUAUGGAAACCACUGCAACCACACCAUCCCCUCCCACAUAUGCCGGAGAAGCAGAGAAUCUGGUGUUUGGAUCUGCAGAGUCACAUGGACCGAUCGGGGCAGAGAACCCCCCCUCGGAAACGGGACAGACGGUGGAAAGAGGACAACUCCCAUCUUACAUUCCAGGUGCCAACGUCCCACUUCCAACCACAACUGAUCAGACCAAACCACCUUCAGCCUUCCCAGACAGCGAGUUCAUUGUCCCCCCUCCUCCACCAUCCCACCCUGCUCCCAGGCCUGAGGAUGCUUUCUUUCCUCCACCACCCCCUGCAGGGUCGGAGGACACAAUGUCCCACUUGCCUCCUCCACCUUCAGAAGGCUUUUUGGAAGAGUUCCCCCCGUACCCACCACCCCCAUACCCCACUGGAGCGGAGCAGGACAGUUUUGGAGAGGACACCUUUAACAUGAAGGCGCCGGAGGUCACAGGACAGGUCACGCUGCCUCCGGGAAAGAGGACUAAUUUGCGCAAGCUUGGUUCUGAACGCAUUGAUCACAAAAUGAGGGUGAAGUUCAACCCACUGGCUCUGCUGCUGGACUCGUCUCUGGAAGGAGAGUUCGACCUGGUCCAGAGGAUCAUUUAUGAAGUGGAGGAUCCCAGUCAGCCCAACGAUGAAGGCAUCACUGCUCUGCACAACGCCGUGUGUGCCGGACACACAGAGAUCGUCAAGUUUCUGGUUCAGUUUGGCGUCAACGUUAAUGCUGCUGACAGUGACGGCUGGACACCUCUUCACUGCGCCGCAUCCUGCAACAACGUGCAAGUGUGCAAGUUUUUGGUGGAGUCGGGUGCAGCAGUGUUCGCCAUGACUUACAGCGACAUGCAGACAGCAGCUGAUAAAUGUGAAGAAAUGGAGGAGGGUUACACCCAGUGCUCCCAGUUCCUUUAUGGCGUUCAAGAGAAGAUGGGUAUUAUGAACAGAGGUGUGGUCUACGCUCUGUGGGACUACCCUGGUGAAAACCAAGACGAACUCUCCUUCCAUGAGGGAGACUGCAUGACCAUCGUCCGCAGAGAAGAUGAAGAUGAGAUUGAAUGGUGGUGGGCACGUCUAGGCGACACCGAGGGCUACAUUCCCCGUAACCUCCUCGGGCUCUACCCCAGAAUCAAACCAAGGCAAAGGACAUUGGCUUAAAACACAAAGAUCUUUUCACAUUUCCAGCCUGGCAGAACUCUACAGGACACACACACACACAAGCACACACACACAGGCUUUAAAAGACUGGGAGCGAAAAGGACUCUGCCAAAAUGAAGAAGCAAGGACAAACCAAUAUGAAGGAUCAACCAUUUCUGGCACUUUCUUUUAUCUACAACAGAGGAAUUUCUUCCUCACUCGUUUUUCUAGCACCCUCU
Molecule: messenger RNA, 3737 nt
Organism: Nematolebias whitei (Rio pearlfish)
Lineage: Eukaryota; Metazoa; Chordata; Actinopteri; Cyprinodontiformes; Rivulidae
Gene: tp53bp2a
Product: tumor protein p53 binding protein, 2a
Exons: 19
Coding region: 124-3519 (1131 amino acids)
Biological process (GO): regulation of apoptotic process; signal transduction
Cellular component (GO): nucleus
Molecular function (GO): p53 binding
Source: RefSeq, a predicted model, not a curated record